AUGGGGGAAACGCAGAUUAUGGCCCACACCUUUUGGGAUCUUCUCAUCGAAAGACAACCUGCGUACGAUGUCGUCAACGGGACAGAUGAUAACCCGCGGAGGCGAGGACGCCGACCAUCUGGAAGGGAGCCGGUCAUUCCAAGAAAGGCUCCGAAAUGGCUUGCGUCCCUCUGCGAAACCGGACAUGAUUACCCUCCUUGCGCUUGCGGCUCCGCAAUCCGCGGAUUCUCGUUGAAGAGCUCAAUCCAAGCCAUGCUAGGCUUUAUUACCGGUUAUCACCAGCGGACCAGCUCCGUUAGUCGCGGGGUAACUCUUUCCGUCUUUACGGCCGCGAGGAACAGGACCCUUAGAAAAUCCCUUGCCGCGAUUGCGGAAUUAGCAGCAAAGAGAAAAAGGACAGUAUUGAACGGCGGCGCGGACAACAUCCGUAGACGCCUCCCUUUAACCGUCGGCUCGGGUUCCAGCGAGAAGACUCUGCAACGAUCCCUCAUCCAACGGGCUAAAGAGGAGAGCCAUAGCCUGGACGGGAUGGGUUUGCUCCCCUUGUCUUUUCUCGGCUCCUCCUCUCCCAGUCCCCGCUCCUUGGGUUCCUGGACCCAAGCCAACUCCAGUGGAAAGGCGUGGCAGAGUGGCAGAGUACCAGAGAGCAUGGCAUUGGCAAUCAGCCAAAACCUGGGAACGGUGGACGGAGCUCUUGGAGUCGUAACGGAAAAAGGUGAUUGGCAAAUUUCGGGAGCCAAACGGGAUGCCCCGGCGAAUCCCAACGUGUCAAAUCUCUCCCACUUCUCUUCCCUCAGUUCCCCACCGACACCGACGACGGGACGAUCGCUCCCGGGGUCUGGAGAGGGCUCUAGACCCUUUCCGGUCUUUGCGCACUUGCCUGUUUUGUCAUGGACUCCUCAUGGGCGGUGGAGUCAGCAAUCAUGGAGACUGGAGCUCCUCUUCGGUGCAAAAUUCUGCCAGAUGAAAAAGGAGGAAUUUGGGAAAAGAAGAGAUAUGGAGCACUUUAGGAAGCUCUGGAAGCUUUUUCUGCCAGGUCUGCUUGCUAGUGUAGAGAGAAGAGGGAGUCUCAUUAACCAAAUGGAUGAAGUCUCGUUGGAAUUUUCGAAGAAUGCGGAAGGAGAAUUGCAAAAAGACCCUGUCUACUCUCCCUGCCUCUCAACUUUUCUCAAGAUCCCAUCUCAACCCCCAUAUGCGAAAAAAAAUUCUGACAAGCGGUAUCCAUUCACCCGCUGCGUUCGGCGCCUCUCUUUUGGUCUCGGUGCUUCUUUUCCCGCCGAAUCAUUCCCCGUCACCAAGCUUCAACACCCGACCUUCUCGAAGCUUUAG
This is a messenger RNA of Colletotrichum lupini, 1329 nucleotides long. RefSeq lists its product as uncharacterized. The transcript is spliced from 9 exons. The record is from RefSeq and is a predicted model, not a curated record. The coding region runs from base 1 to 1329 and encodes 442 amino acids. Lineage: Eukaryota; Fungi; Ascomycota; Sordariomycetes; Glomerellales; Glomerellaceae.